UCAAAAUGCAACCGGGUCCGUCCCAGAAUGCUCUGCGAUCCUGCCGUACAAAAACAUGGCGGCGUCCUAGACUCCUCCCUGAUCCCAGCAUGCACCGCACAGUAGACUCAGCCGUUCGCGUAGUCAGGAAGAUGGCGGCCUCUGGGGAGGAGCCGCAGAUCCUGGUACAAUACUUGGUGUUACGAAAAGACCUAUCGCAAGCUCCGUUUUCCUGGCCGGCGGGCGCGUUGGUAGCACAAGCUUGUCACGCAGCCACUGCGGCCCUGCAUCUUUACCGCGACCACCCGCACACGACUGCUUACCUGCAGGAACUGGGGCGCAUGCGCAAAGUGGUCCUCGAGGCCCCAGAUGAGACCACCCUAAAGGAACUGGCUAAGACCCUGCAGCAGAAGAACAUGGACCACACCCUGUGGCUUGAGCAGCCAGAGAAUAUUGCCACUUGCAUUGCACUCCGGCCGUACCCCAAGGAAGAAGUGAAUCAGUAUUUGAAGAAGUUCCGGUUGUUCAAAGGACCACUGCUGGCCUAGAUGGCUGUACGCAACAUUGGAAUGAACGCCAGCAUCGCUAAACGUCAUGUACUCCUUUCAGUGUCAGCUGGCCUUUGCUUCCAGUUUUGAUGACUUCUUGAGAGUUAAGCUCCAAUGAUCAAAUUAAAGUUGUCAUUAAUAAGUACUUACUAAUAGUAUUAAGUUCAAGUGCGGGAGUGGGUGAAUAGCAAUAUUAUCUAUGGGUCAUUGCCCAGAUAGGUUUUGUUCGAUUCCAGCAUGGAGAUCAAGGGAACACACUUUUUUUUUUGUUAAAAAUAAUAAAUCCUUCUAACUUCCCUGGUUUAAAACUUUGCCUUGGAAUUCCUUAUUUAUCAUAGUUCAUG
Octodon degus (degu) is the source of this 871-nucleotide messenger RNA. RefSeq names its product peptidyl-tRNA hydrolase domain containing 1 (gene Ptrhd1). Bases 6 to 527 code for a protein of 173 amino acids. The transcript is spliced from 2 exons. Lineage: Eukaryota; Metazoa; Chordata; Mammalia; Rodentia; Octodontidae. Gene Ontology annotation, molecular function: peptidyl-tRNA hydrolase activity. The record is from RefSeq and is a predicted model, not a curated record.